This is a messenger RNA of Drosophila ananassae, 596 nucleotides long. RefSeq lists its product as uncharacterized. The coding region runs from base 88 to 549 and encodes 153 amino acids. NCBI's taxonomy places the organism in Eukaryota, Metazoa, Arthropoda, Insecta, Diptera, Drosophilidae. The transcript is spliced from 2 exons. The record is from RefSeq and is a predicted model, not a curated record.
CGCUGACUUAAAAGUUUGACUUAGUUUUGAUCGGAGAUUACAAUUCUAUAGAGGCAUAGAGGUAAUAGAGCUAAAAAAAAAAAUAGUAUGGGUAAGAAGUACAAAUCGAAAUCGGUGCCAUUGCAGAAGAAGGAGCGUCUCACCGUCAUAAAGGAAGAACCAGAAAAAUGUGAAGAUAAUAAUGAAUCAAAGCCUCUAAGCGCUGCAUCCUCUGACGACUCCGAAAAGCAUCUCGAGCAAAUGGCAGCGAUUGAAAAUAUACCACUUCGCCUGGAUGAGCAAAUCGAGAGCAUCAAGAGUGUCCAGAAGGAGUUGUUGCAGUUGCAGAUGCGGCAGGUGACGCUGCUGGAUGGGUGCAUUGACAUCCUUCAGGAGUUGAAUGGCGCCCAGCCGCGCAAUAUUGUGGAGCAGAAGCUUAUCCUGGAAACUUUUAGCAACAUUAAGCCUAAAAUAUUGGACAUAUUUAAGAACUUGUUGCCCUCUCAGCUGGAGCUUUUCAAGCACGAGACGAAGAUGCUCGAAAUUUCUGAAGAAAUUACUUCAAAAUAAAAGGUUUUGGUUUUAGGAAUCAUGGUCAAAUAAAGGAUGUAAAAAUA